CAUACGGAGAAGCGCUCAAAACCAAACGAUUUCUCUACGCCUCCGAGAACGCUGUCCCUCUUCUCUCUCUAUUCACGCUGUCUUACAUUUCAUCAUCCACCGCUCCCCUCUCGCCACGUGCCUCCUGCCCAACUGAAGAUUGACGAUUUUGGCGUUUGAUUUUUCCUUUAUUGCGCUCGUGGAGUGAAGACGAAGGCUCUGUAUAUAGUAGCGAGGCCAUGACAGCCUUGUGUUCGAGCUAAUCAAACGGAGAGAUUAGAACCGAGGAAGGCACGUAAAUUUCCUUCCCCGAUCGAGGAGGCCAAACAGCAAUGUCGGAGUCUGGCCAACAGGCCCUGGCGAGGAGGCCGUCUCGCAGCGCCGCCAUGACCACAUUCUCGACGGAGGUCUUCGACACCGAGGUCGUCCCCUCGUCCCUUGCCUCCAUUGCUCCCAUCCUCCGCGUCGCUGCCGAGAUCGAGAACGAGCGCCCUCGCGUCGCCUACCUCUGUCGAUUCUAUGCGUUUGAGAAGGCGCACAGGUUGGAUCAGAGCUCCAGCGGGCGUGGCGUGAGACAGUUUAAGACUGGGCUCCUGCAAAGAUUAGAAAGGGACAAUGCUUCUAGUCUUGCCUCUCGGGUGAAGAAGACAGAUGCAAGAGAAAUUGAAAGCUUUUAUCAGCAAUACUAUGAACAAUAUAUUAGAGCUCUUGACCAGGGGGAACAGGCAGACAGAGCGCAACUUGGAAAAGCUUACCAGACAGCUGGAGUGCUUUUUGAAGUGCUUUGCGCAGUUAAUAAAACUGAGAAAGUUGAAGAAGUUGCUCCCGAGAUUAUCGCGGCCGCCAAAGAUGUCCAAGAAAAGACUGAAAUUUACGCACCUUAUAACAUUCUUCCUCUGGAUUCCGCCGGGGCUUCACAGUCUAUCAUGCAGCUUGAAGAGGUUAAGGCUGCUGUGGGUGCUCUGUGGAAUACUCGUGGCUUGAGUUGGCCCAGUGCGUUUGAGCAACACAGGCAGAAAGCAGGAGAUUUAGACCUUCUUGAUUGGCUAAGGGCCAUGUUUGGGUUCCAGAGAGACAAUGUCAGGAACCAGAGGGAGAAUUUGAUUUUGCUUCUUGCUAAUGCUCAUAUAAGGCUUCAUCCCAAGCCUGAACCUCUUAAUAAGCUUGAUGAACGUGCCGUGGAUGCAGUUAUGAGCAAGCUCUUCAAGAAUUACAAAACAUGGUGCAAAUUUUUGGGACGAAAACACAGUUUACGGCUCCCUCAAGGUCAUCAAGAGAUACAACAAAGGAAGUUGCUAUACAUGGGUUUAUAUCUUCUCAUUUGGGGCGAAGCGGCUAAUGUUCGCUUCAUGCCAGAAUGUCUUUGCUAUAUAUUUCAUAACAUGGCAUAUGAACUCCAUGGCCUAUUGGCUGGAAAUGUCAGCAUUGUCACUGGUGAAAACAUUAAGCCUUCUUAUGGUGGGGAUGAUGAGGCUUUCCUGCGGAAGGUUAUAACGCCCCUGUACCGCGUAAUUGAAAAGGAAGCCAAGAAGAGCAGAAAUGGAAAAGCUACUAACUCUGCUUGGUGCAAUUAUGAUGAUCUGAAUGAGUAUUUCUGGUCGUCUGACUGCUUCUCUCUCGGUUGGCCCAUGCGUGAUGAUGGUGAUUUUUUUAAAUCAACACGUGACAACGCAGUGGGAAGAAAGGGUUCUAGAAGAAAAUCUGGAAGCACAGGAAAAUCAUACUUUGUAGAGACCCGAACAUUUUGGCACAUUUUUCGAAGUUUUGAUAGAUUCUGGACCUUUUAUAUACUGGCUCUACAGGCAAUGGUCAUCAUUGCCUGGAAAAAGGUUGAACUAGUGGAUAUACUUCAAGUGAAAGUCCUACUCGAUCUGUCCACUAUAUUCAUCACAGCAGCAGUUCUUCGUUUCAUUCAAAGUAUUCUGGACCUCAUUUUGAACUUCCCAGGAUAUCAUAGGUGGAGGUUCACUCGUGUGCUGAGAAAUAUUCUCAAGAUAAUUGUUAGUCUCGCAUGGGCCAUCAUUCUCCCAGUUUUUUACUUGCAAACCUCUAAAAUGGUCCCUAAAAAAAUUAAAGAUAUGUUGUCAUUUCUUGGUGAGGUGAAAGGCAUUUCUCCUUUAUAUAUCCUGGCUGUUGCCAUCUAUUUACUUCCAAAUUUACUGGUAGCUGCUUUAUUCAUCUUUCCAAUGCUCCGACGUUGGAUCGAAAACUCAGAUUGGCAUAUCAUUAGGUUCCUCUUGUGGUGGUCACAGCCAAGAGUAUAUGUUGGAAGGGGAAUGCAUGAAAGUCAAUUUGCUCUGAUAAAGUAUACUCUUUUUUGGGUGUUACUUCUGGUUUCCAAAUUUGCAUUCAGCUAUUUUAUCCAGAUAAAACCUCUGGUGAAUCCAACAAAAGACAUAAUGAGUAUUCGUCGUAUUGACUAUGACUGGCAUGAAUUUUUCCCAUAUGCUAAACAUAACUAUGGAGCAGUUGUGUCACUCUGGGCACCAGUAAUCUUGGUCUAUUUCAUGGACACUCAAAUUUGGUAUGCCAUUUACCAAACUUUAUAUGGUGGUGUUCUGGGGGCCUUUGAUCGUCUAGGAGAGAUACGAACACUUGGCAUGGUAAGGUCAAGGUUCCAGUCCUUACCUGGUGCAUUUAACACAUAUUUGGUGCCUUCUGAUAAGUCUCAGAAAAGGGGAUUCUCUUUAUCAAAACGUUUUGCUGAGAUAACGGCAAGCAGGAGAAGUGAAGCUGCCAAAUUUGCUCAGUUAUGGAAUGAAGUGAUAUGUAGUUUCCGUGAGGAAGAUCUACUAAGUGACAGGGAGAUGGACCUUUUGAUAGUUCCUUAUUCAUCAGAUCCUAGCCUGAAAAUAAUUCAGUGGCCACCUUUUUUGCUUGCUAGCAAGAUCCCAAUAGCAUUGGAUAUGGCUGCUCAAUUUCGAUCCAAGGACUCUGACCUUUGGAGGCGCAUAUGUGCGGAUGAAUAUAUGAAAUGUGCUGUGAUUGAAUGCUAUGAAUCAUUCAAACAUGUCCUGAAUGCCCUAGUGGUUGGUGAAACCGAGAAAAGGAUAAUGGGCAUCAUCUUUAAAGAAGUCGAAAGUAACAUUUCAAAGAAUACACUUCUUGUAAAUUUCAGAAUGGGCUCUUUGCCUACACUUUGCACUAAAUUUGUGGAGCUUGUGGGGAUCUUGGUUAGUUUUUACAGAAAAAAAGACAGCGAUCCAUCCAAGAAAGAUACUUUGGUGCUUUUGCUGCAAGACAUGUUAGAAGUAGUUACUCGUGAUAUGAUGGUGAAUGAGAUACGUGAACUGGUAGAAGUUGGUCAUAGUAGCAAGGAUUCUGGAAGGCAACUUUUUGCUGGCACUGAUGCGAAACCUGCUAUAGUUUUUCCUCCUACAGUCACUGCACAAUGGGAAGAACAGAUAAGACGUCUGUAUCUACUAUUGACGGUGAGGGAAUCUGCUCUUGAUGUACCAACAAAUCUUGAAGCACGUAGAAGGAUUGCAUUUUUCACAAACUCAUUGUUCAUGGACAUGCCACGUGCUCCACGAGUUCGUAAAAUGCUCUCGUUCAGUGUCUUGACUCCAUACUAUAGUGAGGAAACUGUCUAUUCUAAAGCUGACCUUGAGAUGGAAAAUGAAGAUGGUGUAUCAAUCAUCUUUUACCUGCAAAAGAUUUUCCCAGAUGAGUGGAAUAACUUCAUGGAGCGACUAAAUUGCAAAAAAGAUAGUGAGAUAUGGGAAAAUGAAGAGAACAUAUUGCAGCUUCGUCAUUGGGUCUCCUUGCGGGGACAAACUCUCUGCAGGACAGUUAGGGGAAUGAUGUAUUAUCGGCGGGCUUUGAAGCUUCAGGCUUUUCUUGACAUGGCUUCCGAAAGUGAGAUACUGGAAGGCUACAAAGCUGUCACAAUUCCAUCAGAGGAAGAUAAGAAAAGUCAGAGAUCCCUAUAUGCUCAAUUAGAGGCUGUGGCUGACAUGAAAUUCACAUAUGUUGCUACCUGUCAGAACUAUGGGAAACAGAAGCGGAGUGGAGAUCGCCGUGCAACAGACAUUCUUAAUUUGAUGGUUAAUAAUCCCUCUCUUCGUGUGGCAUAUAUUGACGAAGUUGAAGAGAGAGAAAGUGGAAAGGUACAAAAGGUUUACUACUCUGUAUUGGUCAAAGCUGUCGAUAAUCUUGAUCAGGAAAUCUAUCGGAUAAAAUUGCCGGGCUCAGCAAAGAUAGGAGAAGGGAAGCCUGAAAAUCAGAACCAUGCUAUAAUUUUUACUAGAGGGGAAGCUGUUCAGGCCAUUGACAUGAACCAGGACAACUACUUGGAAGAAGCUUUUAAGAUGCGUAACCUUCUGGAAGAAUUUAACGAGGAUCAUGGAGUGCGUUCACCUACAAUUUUGGGUGUUCGUGAGCAUAUCUUUACUGGAAGUGUAUCUUCAUUAGCUUGGUUUAUGUCAAAUCAAGAAACUUCAUUUGUUACCAUAGGUCAAAGAGUUCUUGCCAGACCUUUGAAGGUUCGGUUCCACUAUGGUCAUCCAGAUGUAUUUGAUAGAAUCUUCCAUAUUACCCGUGGUGGAAUCAGCAAGGCUUCUCGUGGCAUCAAUCUGAGCGAGGACAUCUUUGCCGGUAGCAUUUUAAAACAUCCAUAUUCUCAGAGAUUCAUGGUAUGUGCUUUAUUUCUUAACAUGUGCUUUGCCUAUGCAGGUUUCAAUUCAACAUUAAGACGAGGGAAUGUUACUCACCACGAGUACAUCCAAGUUGGAAAGGGUCGAGAUGUCGGGCUCAACCAAAUCUCACUCUUUGAAGCAAAAGUGGCCUGUGGUAAUGGAGAGCAGACACUGACCAGGGAUCUCUAUCGAUUAGGGCAUCGUUUUGACUUUUUCCGCAUGCUGUCUUUUUAUUUUACGACAGUAGGAUUCUAUGUCAGCUCAAUGAUGGUUGUCAUCACAGUCUAUGUUUACUUAUACGGCAAACUUUACUUGUCAUUGAGUGGAUUGGAGAAGGAAAUAGUUAAAUUUGCCAGGAACAAGGGACGCGAUCCUCUAAAGGCAGCCAUGGCUUCACAAUCCCUUGUUCAAAUUGGUCUUUUGAUGGCCUUGCCCAUGGCCAUGGAGAUUGGACUGGAGAGGGGGUUCAGAACUGCAUUAGGUGACAUAAUAAUUAUGCAGCUGCAGCUAGCUGCAGUUUUCUUCACUUUUUCCCUUGGAACAAAGGUCCAUUAUUUUGGGCGCACCAUCCUGCAUGGAGGGGCGAGGUACAGAGCAACUGGGCGUGGUUUUGUAGUCCGGCAUGAGAAGUUUGCGGAGAACUACAGGCUAUACUCAAGGAGCCACUUUGUGAAAGGGCUGGAGCUUAUGAUAUUGCUUAUAGUUUAUAGGAUUUAUGGUUCAGCAGUUCCAGAUCCUACAUCUUAUGCCCUCCUAACAUUCUCCAUGUGGUUCUUAGUGGUUUCUUGGUUGUUUGCUCCUUUCCUUUUCAACCCUUCAGGAUUUGAAUGGCAGAAGAUAGUGGAAGAUUGGGAUGAUUGGGCAAAGUGGAUAAGCAGCCGAGGCGGUAUUGGUGUACCAGCAAACAAGAGCUGGGAAUCCUGGUGGGAUGAGGAACAGGAACACAUGCAAUACACUGGACUUUUAGGAAGGUUCUGGGAGAUCAUUCUUUCACUGCGCUUCUUUCUCUAUCAGUAUGGAAUUGUAUAUCAUCUACAUGCAGUAAAAGAAGAGAGGAGCAUUAUUGUUUAUGGUCUGUCAUGGCUGGUCAUUGUAGCUGUCAUGAUCAUCUUAAAGAUUGUUUCCAUGGGUAGAAAGAAGUUCAGUGCAGAUUUCCAGCUGAUGUUCCGUCUUCUGAAGUUACUCCUUUUUAUUGGAUCCAUAGUCACUGUUGUCGUGCUCUUCACUGUUCUUGAUCUCACAGUUGGAGACAUCUUUGCAAGCCUGCUGGCCUUCAUGCCAACAGGAUGGGCACUUCUGCAGAUAUCACAAGCAUGCAGGCCAUUGGUGAAGGGCAUUGGAAUGUGGGGAUCUGUCAAAGCUCUAGCAAGAGGUUAUGAAUACCUUAUGGGGCUGGUAAUCUUAGCGCCUGUGGCUGUACUGGCCUGGUUCCCAUUUGUUUCAGAGUUCCAAACCAGGCUGCUAUUCAACCAAGCUUUCAGCAGAGGGCUUCAGAUUCAACGAAUUCUGGCUGGUGGCAAGAAGAACAAGUAAAACCCACCCAUACAGCGUCAUCUUUACAGAAAGAAAAGAGAAAAAUAGAGUUCAGGAGGAGAGAAGGGUUGUCGAGGGAAUUUAGUGAUGAAACAGAGAACAUCGGUAAAUGAAAACGCAGCAUGCGGACGAAUCUUGCAGCUUACGGAAACUAUCAGUUUUUUUUUUUUUUUUUUUUUAAAAAAAAAAAAAUUGAUUCAA
Alnus glutinosa is the source of this 6350-nucleotide messenger RNA. Its product is annotated as callose synthase 5. Gene Ontology annotation, molecular function: 1,3-beta-D-glucan synthase activity. Lineage: Eukaryota; Viridiplantae; Streptophyta; Magnoliopsida; Fagales; Betulaceae. Bases 312 to 6149 code for a protein of 1945 amino acids. The transcript has 43 exons. The record is from RefSeq and is a predicted model, not a curated record. Gene Ontology annotation, biological process: (1->3)-beta-D-glucan biosynthetic process. Gene Ontology annotation, cellular component: 1,3-beta-D-glucan synthase complex; plasma membrane.